This is a messenger RNA of Gekko japonicus, 1042 nucleotides long. RefSeq names its product putative polypeptide N-acetylgalactosaminyltransferase-like protein 3. The record is from RefSeq and is a predicted model, not a curated record. The transcript is spliced from 6 exons. NCBI's taxonomy places the organism in Eukaryota, Metazoa, Chordata, Lepidosauria, Squamata, Gekkonidae. The coding region runs from base 32 to 1042 and encodes 336 amino acids. Gene Ontology annotation, cellular component: Golgi apparatus.
CCGUGGCUCUCCCCACCUGGGAUGCUCUUUGAUGGCUUCUUUGCGGAGAGUGAAAGUCCUGCUGGUCCUCAACUUGAUCGCCGUGGCCGGCUUCGUCCUCUUCCUGGCCAAGUGCAGGCCCGUCGCCGUGAAGAGCGGGGAGGGCUUCCGCGACGUCCACCCCCCCCGGGCGGAAGGGGCCAACCUGACCGUCCGCGCCGCCAACCCGGUCCAGGAGGCCGUCCUGAAGCGGCUCUCGCUCCUCGAAGACAUCGUCUACAGGCAACUCAAUGGUCUGUCAAAAUCCUUGGGCCUCAUUGAAGGCUAUGGUGGCCGUGGUAAAGGUGGACUACCUGCUACCCUCUCCCCGGAGGAGGAAGAAAAAGCCAAGGGUCCACAUGAGAAAUACGGCUACAAUUCCUACCUCAGUGAGAAAAUAUCACUAGACCGCUCCAUACCAGAUUACCGGCCAACCAAGUGUAAAGAGCUGAAAUACCCCAAGGAUCUUCCACAGAUUUCCAUCAUUUUUAUCUUUGUGAAUGAGGCGCUGUCGGUCAUCCUGCGUUCGGUCCACAGUGCGGUGAAUCAUACGCCCGCUCACCUCCUCAAGGAGAUCAUCCUCGUCGAUGACGACAGCGAUGAAGAGGAACUGAAGGCACCCCUAGAGGAGUAUGUCAACAAGCGAUACCCUGGCCUUGUGAAGGUUGUGCGCAACCAGAAAAGGGAAGGCCUGAUCCGUGCUCGCAUUGAAGGCUGGAAAGUUGCCUCUGGUCAAAUCACCGGCUUCUUUGACGCACACGUGGAGUUCACAGCAGGCUGGGCCGAGCCAGUUCUCUCACGAAUCCAGGGGAAUCGAAAAAGGGUUAUCCUUCCUUCAAUUGACAACAUCAAGCAGGACACCUUUGAGGUUCAGCGAUAUGAAAAUUCAGCCCAUGGAUACAGUUGGGAGCUGUGGUGCAUGUACAUCAGCCCUCCGAAGGACUGGUGGGAUGCUGGAGAUCCCUCGCUGCCAAUCAGGAGGGUCCGCACCUCUGACACACAUCUUGGCUGCGUCCAGCAGUGA